This is a messenger RNA of Aspergillus nidulans FGSC A4, 678 nucleotides long. RefSeq names its product EI24 domain-containing protein. Gene Ontology annotation, cellular component: membrane. The transcript has 3 exons. The record is from RefSeq and is a predicted model, not a curated record. Lineage: Eukaryota; Fungi; Ascomycota; Eurotiomycetes; Eurotiales; Aspergillaceae. Bases 1 to 678 code for a protein of 225 amino acids.
AUGGCUUGGGAUUUAAACACAGCUGCCUGGCUUUAUCCUUUGCGCGUAGCCUUCCUCGCCAUUUUCCAAGGCGCCGGAGCAUGGGUCAGUGGUGCGUUCCUAGUUCUGGGUGAAGGAGCUGCCAUCGUUGCCGGACUAUUUGAGGCAUUCUUCGUCGAUGAGACGCUUGUGGAUAUUUUCGAUGCGGUGUUGGUGAGCGAGGGUCAAGGGGAGUUGGUCGCUGCUUCUCGCGUACUAUACCCGCAAGGCGACGAUGUCGUAAAGCGACUGGGCAAGCCGACGCAAAGUGCGGUCUACUCUCCUUUCUCUCUGCGGCAGAUUCUGGAGUUCAUCUUUCUUCUCCCGCUGAACUUCAUCCCUGUCGCCGGUACGCCUAUGUUUCUAAUCUUGACUGGCUACCGCGGCGGACCGUUUCACCACUGGCGGUACUUUCAGCUCUUGGACCUCACCAAACAACAGAGGAAAGAGAGAAUUCGGAAGCGGCAAUUGCAGUAUACGACAUUUGGGACGGUAGCAUUGGUCCUCCAGUUGGUCCCUGUGCUGUCCAUGUUCUUCUUGAUGUCGACCGCUGUCGGCGCGGCGAUGUGGGCGGUCGACAUUGAAAACCGACGACCCCUUCUGAGCGGACAGCCGGAAAGGGAAGUACUCUAUCAUGACAAUAAUGAUACCCUUGCAUGA